Messenger RNA from Chiloscyllium plagiosum (whitespotted bambooshark), 3274 nucleotides. RefSeq names its product pyridoxal-dependent decarboxylase domain containing 1 (gene pdxdc1). Gene Ontology annotation, molecular function: pyridoxal phosphate binding; carbon-carbon lyase activity. The record is from RefSeq and is a predicted model, not a curated record. NCBI's taxonomy places the organism in Eukaryota, Metazoa, Chordata, Chondrichthyes, Orectolobiformes, Hemiscylliidae. Gene Ontology annotation, biological process: carboxylic acid metabolic process. Gene Ontology annotation, cellular component: intracellular membrane-bounded organelle.
GGGCAGCCGGCUGCGCGCGCAGCUGCCAGCGUGGAGACGGGGGGGCUGAUGGCGGAAGCGGGAGUCCGGCACCGGGAGUGACAACAGGAUAUCGAGUGUGGGAGGUCGCGCCCUUGGUCACCCGAUCGUCUCUUUAAUAAAAAUAGAACAGACUGAAGCGAAGCGACUAACGAGAUGGAAAAGUCCUUGGAGAAGAUGGUAGACCCUACAUUAGCUGAGAUGGGGAGGAACCUCAAUGAGGCUAUGAAGAUGUUGGAGGACUCCCAAAGGGAAGCAGAGGAAGAGAGAGAGAAGAAGAAAUAUGCCAGAAAAGAUAUUCCUGGACCAUUGCAGGGCAGUGGACAGAAUAUGACAGCUAUUCUUCAACUUGUACAGAACCUUAUGCACGGAGAAGAUGAGGAAGAAUCACAGUCCCAUCGCAGAUUACAGAACGUUGGAGAACAGGGUCAUAUGUCCUUGUUGGGUCACAGUUUAGCAGCGUAUAUUUCUGUGCUGGACAAAGAAAGAUUGCGAAAACUGACUACAAGGAUUUUGUCAGACACCACACUUUGGUUAUGCAGACUUUUCAGAUAUGAAAAUGGUUCUGCAUAUUAUCAUGAAGAUGAUCGGGAAGGUCUCCUGAAAGUCUGCAAACUCAUUAUCCACUCAAACUAUGAAGACUACGCAACAGAAGGUUUUAACGUCCUGCAUAACAAGCCCCCUGUCCUCUAUAUUAGUGCUGCCUGUAGAACAGGUCUGGGCCAGUAUAUCUGUAACCAGCUUGGUCUUCCGAUCUCCUGUAUGUGCAGUGUGCCUUGUAACACUAUGUUUGGAUCUCAACAUCAAAUGGAUGUUGCCCUACUCGAAAGGCUUAUUAAAGAUGAUAUCGAAUGUGGAAAACUUCCUGUGUUACUUGUGGCUAAUGCAGGCACACCAGGCGCAGGACAUACAGAUAAACUUGCCCGGUUAAAGGAACUGUGCAAUCAGUACAAGAUGUGGUUACAUGUUGAAGGUGUUAAUUUGGCCACGUUGACACUUGGUUAUGUUUCCUCAUCUGUACUGGCUGCAACAAAAUGUGACAGCAUGACCUUAACCUUAGGACCCUGGUUAGGUCUCCCAGCUGUUCCUGCAGUGACACUAUACAGACAUGAGGAUCCUUCACUGUCUCUAGCUGCGGGCCUCACUACAAGUCAGCCCGUUGAGAAACUUCGAGCUCUGCCCCUCUGGCUCUCUCUGCAAUAUCUAGGACAUGACGGGAUAGUGAACAGAAUUAAGUAUGCUUCUCAAUUGAGCCAAAGAUUGCUGGAAAAUUUAAGAAAACUAAGUUCUAUCAGAACGUCGGAGGUAAUCACCAAACCCAAGGAGUUGACAUUUACUGGGAAGUCUGUAGGGAAUAUCUUGGGGAAUAUUCUUUUGGCAAUUGUUGAAGAUGAAUUUAAUUCUCCAGUGGUAGUGUUCAGAUUCAUCCAGGACCACCAAAAAUCAGAUGGAGCUCAGUACCAAACUGCUGCAGUUCAGGAAUCCACAAAGGACAGCAAUGAGAGAGAAAUUGAUGAUGCCCUGAAUCGCUGGUUAGGAGAACAGCUAGGACAGUUGGUUCCAACCAGUGGGGUGGAUGUUGUCGAAUUGGAAGAUGAGGGAGUGUGUGUACGGUUUAGUCCAUUGAUGACAGCAGCAGUCCUGAACACCACGCCAGAACAUGUGGACCAAUUGGCUAAAUGUCUGAAAGCAAAGAUUCCCAUUCUAAUUAGCACCUUACAGCUUCGUGAAGAAUUUAAGCAGGAAGUUUACCGGACAGCUGGCCUGACAUAUAUCGAAGAUCUGAACUGGCCUGGAUUAGGUGCUGUACGAUAUGAAGUUAGCAGUGAAGAACCUGACCCAGAAAAGCAACUACUAGCAAUGGAGAAAAUCACUACCGGAUUGCUAAAGAAAUUGAAGGAACUUGACUCAGACCUGAUAUUCUCAACAGGGCCUGAGUUUGAAGGUGAGAAGAAUUGCAUUUAUGUCGGUAUGGUAACUGAUAAUUUGGAUGUGCCAGAACUAGUGGAAACAAUUGCAGCCAUGGGCAGAGAAAUUGAGGAAAGUUCAAAGUUAUUGGAGAACAUGACUGAAGUAGUACGGAAAGGAAUUAUUGAAGCAGAGCAACAGUUACAGAAAGCAAAUGAAGCUAGACUCCUUGAAGAGGGACUUCUACGACAGCUUCCUGUAGUUGGCUCAGUACUUAACUGGCUAUCCCCAGUCCACAGCUCAGUUCAAGGAAGAUCAUUCAAUCUGGCAGGAGGUUCUCUAGAGUCAACAGAUAAACUUUAUGCACUAAAAGCCCAAGCCUCUGAAGGAAGCCCACCCCCAACACCCACAAUUAUUCAUACCAAACACAAGUCACCAGGACAGAAACUGUUUAGAAGGUCUUCCAGGACUUCUGCCUCUGAUACAGUCAGUGAAACUUCAAUGGGUCACACAGAAGAAAUGGAAGAAUCUCAGACCAUCACAGAAACAACCAGACUUGAGGGUGAAAAUGAAGUUCACAAAAGCCCUACAUCUUCAGUUCAGCUGAAUGGUGAUUUGGAAUUUCCAAGACCCCCACAGCCUGAAGGAAAAGCUGGUGGAACUAAUAAUGACACAAAAGUUGCUCAUCAGACCUCUGAACCAGCAGAAGCUGAGGAUUUAGAGAAAGAAGAUCUUAGAUAAAACAAACAAAAGUGGUUAGACUUUGUACAUGGAAAAAAAAGCACAUGUCCUAUGGUUGGGAUACAUGGAACCUUUACUAAUGUGAACUGUGCCAUGCGCUAGUACAGUAAGGAUACUACUGUUGUAUGCCUUUAAUUAGGACUUUGCACAUUACUAUGACAUGACUAGGAAUCUCAAUUGUCAUUGAAAGGUUGAUUUAAAAAUUGAUCCUAAAUUAAAUCUGUCAAGGGGCCUGAAUCUCAGAAGUGCAAUUGUUGUUUCUUAAGAGGGCUAUGUAAGGUCCACUAUUUUCUUCCUUAUAAUUAUCAAUCUGACUCACUACAUUUGCAGUACAAUUACAUAUACUUAUCACCAUGAAUAUGGGUUAAUUUGUAGUUUAAAAGUAGAAAUUUUUCUAUUGCUGUCAAUAUUUAAUUGGGUGGGGAUCAUUUUAUUUUUGUUCAUUUUGCACAUUGGUGGUUUUGUCCUUUAUCUGUGACCACCUCCUAUGUACAUCUCAAGACUCAAACACUGAUGCUCGAUUGCUAUUUAGCUUCAAGGGGGGAGAAAAAAGUUAAUUUAGUGUUUUGAUUCUUACUUACAAUCAAAUAAAAAUUUAUUUGAAGAA